CUUUCACUUUCGACAGUAUUUAAGGUCUAACUGUAAGGAAGAGGCAGCCAUUUCACAUUUUGCCGAAAAGGAGAAUCAUGUCUACACUCCUACUAUUAUCAGGGCUUCUCGGAUACGCAGGAGUUGCUUCUGCCGAGACAAAAUCACUGCAAUACUGCAUCACUGGGUCCACAAAAGGGUCUAGCUUACCGGAAUUCAUUCUUGUAGGCAUGGUGAAUGAUAUUGUUCAUGAGUAUUUUGACAGCAGUAUGGAUACCGGAGUUUUCCGUAUUAAGUCACUGGAUGAGUCGUUCGACCUCAAAUUCAGGCAAACACGUUCUUUACUGGCAGUCUCGGAGCAAAAGAGAAUGAAACAGAAGCUAGAUGCCGCAAUGCAGAAAUUCAACCACACUGGAGGAAUUCACACUUACCUCAGAAUUGCUGGGUGUGAAAUGGAUGAUGAUGGAACCAGAAGAGGCUAUAUGUUUGAUGCGUAUGAUGGAAAUGAUUUUAUCAGUUAUGAUUUUGAAACAAAUAGCUGGAUUGCUGCUGUUCCACAGGCAGUGUUCGAUAAACAAAGGAGAGAUGCUGAUGCAAGUUAUAUGCCAUAUAUGAUAAACUUUUAUCAUUAUGAGUGCAUUGAAUGGCUUAAGAUGUUCAUUGCCUAUGGAAAAAUGUAUUUAGAGAAAAAAGUUUGUCCUGAAGUGAAACUGAUAGAAAGGAUAGGAGUACAGCCUGAAUGGAUUAAAGUCACAUGUCAUGUGAGUGGUUUCUACCCACGGAACAUUGAGGUGAGAUGGCUUAGAGAUGGACAGCAAACACUCAGUGAAAGAGAAUUAAUUGGAGAGACAUUGCCUAAUGAAGAUGGGACAUACCAAUUGAGAAAUACCCUGACAUUGACACUGGAAGAAAAGACAAAACACAUAUUCACAUGUGUCAUACAUCACAGCAGUCUGGAAAAGCCACUAGAAAAAACAUUGGUUCCUCAGACGUCUCAUACAGAUUUCACUGUUAUCGGAUGUAUAAUUGGUGCAAUCAGUCUGAUCUUUAUUGUCCUUGGAUUUGUUGCCUGGAGAAAGUUCAAUGCAGGUGCAAAGAAAUCCAACUAUGAACUAACACAAGUUAAAGAAGAAAGUGAUACAUCAUCAGCUGGCUCUAAUAGCAUCUGAAGCAGCUGUCUGUCUUUAUAAAAUGUGUCAAAUUUCAAAAUAUUGUUCAUUUAAUAUUUAAUAACCUUUAUGAUGAACAGAACAUGAGAAAGUUGGAAAUGCAAUAAAUGAUUACAACUUACCAGAGACAAAAAAGCACAUGCUUGGUUUUAAAGUUCCGUUAUGGUGGAUGUUGCCUGUUUAGAGAGUCAAUCUCAGAUCCUACAGCCAUUUACUUAAUAUCUGUUUACUUCUGCUAAUGGAACUUACAUUUUUUGUUUUCAUUUUAAUUAACUUGUUUUUAUACUGAAAAAAAAUCCUUCCAAUAAAACAUUAAGUAACUGUUUACAGUAGCAUUUUUGAGUUUGAUCAACAUUACAGUAUAUUGACAACCAAUUACAAAAAUUGAGUUCACAGGAUACAAGCUACACUAUGCCAAACUAGAACAUUUCAGUUAGCUCAAGUAAAAAUAACUAAUAUGUAAAACAGCAUUAAGCCCGUCCAACAUAAAUUUUACAGCUGUGCUGUCAAAAUCAUCUCUAAUUGGUGUAACUAAAAAAAUGAUGUUGAAUAAACUUAGUAAACCUAGGCAAAUUUUAAGCUGCUAAUUCAACAAAAAAAUAUAUAUAUAUACACUAUAUAUAUUUGCAAACUCAAGAAGUACAUUGUAAUCAGUUACUUAUGAAAUUUUAAUAUAUUAAACAAAAUAUUCUAUUUUAACAAAAAAAGGUCAGUUUUUUUGA
Molecule: messenger RNA, 1870 nt
Organism: Erpetoichthys calabaricus (reedfish)
Lineage: Eukaryota; Metazoa; Chordata; Cladistia; Polypteriformes; Polypteridae
Product: major histocompatibility complex class I-related gene protein-like
Exons: 7
Coding region: 78-1148 (356 amino acids)
Biological process (GO): immune response
Cellular component (GO): external side of plasma membrane
Source: RefSeq, a predicted model, not a curated record